AUGAAAAUUUUCGUGUUGGCAAUUUUGGUUUUAGCCAAGGAAGCUUUUGGCGAUCCUGAAACUUCUGAAGUUUUAAAUGGAACUUUUAGACGAGCUCCUUCUGAUAGAAAGAAACCAACGAAAAACAAGCCGGAUAAACAUCAAAAUGUAAUAGUUGUUCAGGAUCAUGGAUACCCAGAAUAUCCUUCGAAAGUGCAAUGUGAACCAAAUGAAGUAUUAAGCAAGGAUUGUGAAAUCUUUUGUCACUUCCAAAAAGGAAACUACAUCUCGAACUACAACGAAGAUCGAAGAUGCGAACGUAGCAUAAGUGAUGCGUUGGAUGAGUAUAAGAGGUAUCACAGAGCAUUGGCAUUAGGCAAUGUAACGAAUGCGAGAGAAGAGCGAAAAGGAACGAAAGAUAAGAUUAAUUAUAACAAAGACAAAGUUACCGUGGUAACUGAUUUAGUACAUGAGCACAGAGUGCCUUCGAGUAGUCAAUAUAAAUGUAUUUGCAAGCAAGGGCAUGCCAGAUUAAACGGACAUUGCGUUCCUUUGUCACAUUGCCCAGCUAUGUUAUGUAAGGACUUUGAAAUUUAUAAUCAUCAUGGCGGAUGUGAAAGAACUUGUGCUAAUUUUGAGACCUUUGAUUAUUCAACGCAAUGCGGAGCGACUAAUAGUCCUGCAUGCUUUUGUCCUGAUCACUUGAUUCGCGAUCAUAACGGAUUUUGCGUUCCAAAAGAAUUAUGUCCAACUAAGCUUUCAACUUCUUCGUCUAUUGCAACAACUGUAACGGUAACCGAAACAACAAGUAUCCCAACUACAUUAACUGAAACAUCGACAGAAACAAGUAUUUCAACGGAGACAACAACUGAGUCAGUUACCAUAACCGAACCAACUGUAACAACAGUGAUUGAAACGACGACAGAAUUGACGACGGUCACAGAGCCAACAACAAUUACUGAACCUACAACUAUCACAGAUUCAACUACAAUAACUGAAUCAACAACUAUCACAGAACCAACAACAAUCACUGAGCCAACUACAGUAAUUGAAACAUCAACCGUUACAGAAUCAACGACAAUUACUGAACCAACAACUAUCACAGAGCCAACAACAAUUACUGAGCCAACUACAGUAAUUGAAACGUCAACCGUUACAGAAUCAACGACAAUUACUGAACCAACAACUAUCACAGAACCAACAACAGUUACUGAACCAACUACGAUCACAGAAUCAACUACAAUAACCGAAUCAACAACUAUCACAGAACCAACAACAAUCACUGAGCCAACUACAGUAAUUGAAACAUCAACCGUUACAGAAUCAACGACAAUUACUGAACCUACUACUAUAACUGAACCAACGACAAUUACUGAACCAACUACGAUCACAGAAUCAACUACAAUAACUGAAUCAACAACUAUCACAGAACCAACAACAAUCACUGAGCCAACAACAAUCACUGAAACAUCAACCACUACAGAACCAACAACUAUAACAGAAUCUACAACUAUCACAGCAUCAACAACGAUCACUGAGCCGACGACUAUUAUAUCAACUACGACAACAACUGAGCCAACAACUGUCACAGAAUCAACAACACUUACAGAAACAUCAACAACCACUGAUACAUCAAUAAGUACGACAACGAUUACGGAACUAACUACAACUACCGUGUCAACAACUAUCACAGAACCAACUACAAUUACUGCAUCGAUAUCUGUUUCUCUAACAGAAACCAUCACUGCAACAAUAACGGUUGAUUUGCCAACAACUCUAUUUUCAACAACUACAACUACUGUACCAACGACUAUUACAUCAACGACGACAACAACUGAGCCAACAACUAUCACAGAAUCAACAACAGUUACAGAAACAUCAACGACAACUUCAACGGCUACUGAAACAUCAACAACAACAACAACUACUACUACAACGACUACUACUACAUCAACCACGACAGUACCAGCAGAAACGGGAAGAAGCCUCUAUGCUAUUACUCCAACUGCAACCUUUAUCAGACCGACAGCUACAGCACACUUCUUUUAA
This is a messenger RNA of Culicoides brevitarsis, 2028 nucleotides long. RefSeq lists its product as uncharacterized. The transcript is spliced from 9 exons. Lineage: Eukaryota; Metazoa; Arthropoda; Insecta; Diptera; Ceratopogonidae. The record is from RefSeq and is a predicted model, not a curated record. The coding region runs from base 1 to 2028 and encodes 675 amino acids.